Abrus precatorius (Indian licorice) is the source of this 886-nucleotide messenger RNA. RefSeq lists its product as uncharacterized. Gene Ontology annotation, biological process: regulation of transcription by RNA polymerase II. Gene Ontology annotation, cellular component: nucleus; NuA4 histone acetyltransferase complex. Lineage: Eukaryota; Viridiplantae; Streptophyta; Magnoliopsida; Fabales; Fabaceae. The transcript is spliced from 6 exons. The record is from RefSeq and is a predicted model, not a curated record. The coding region runs from base 171 to 560 and encodes 129 amino acids.
AUAAAACUCUAAAAAGAAACAAGAAGAAGGAAUAGCAAGAGCUUGUUGAGGAGACGCUUUCUUCUGCUAUACACCGCUUCGUCGUUGCUACGGUGCUUAGCCUUAGCCACCAUUCCCCGUUUUUGAUUCCGUUACCGCUUUCGUCCCCUCAAUCGUAUAUAAAGAAAUAAAUGAGCAGCGGGGGAAGAGCUGGGAAACCCAAAGAGGAGGAACAGGAUGGCAUGUCUGUACACUCUCCCUGCAAGCUUCCUCCUUCCUCUGCUUCCUCUCUCCCCAAGGAGCAAGCACAGGUUGAACUGGAGCUCAGAUUGUUAGAAGCUCUUGAAAUUUAUCCUCCAAUAAAACUACAAGGAGUACAUCGCCAUUUUGUUCUUUAUGGUCUGAUGGAAUUUCUAAGGAGGAGUUUUGACAGACCCUUCUCUUCUGAGGAGGUCCUUCAAUUGCUGGAUCGGUUCUACAACUUAGAAAUGCUGAAAACAGAUGAUGAUGAGAUUGAAAUGCUUAAUCAUGAAGAAGAUUUUUGUUUGCCUCAGAGUUUCUUUGUCAAGGAAGAAUCCUGAGCAACAAUUUUUGGAGUAUAUACGCUUUUAUUUGAACCACUGUUAACCUUUUGAUGUGUAAAGUUGGUUAUUCCAUUCUUGCAUACCCUCUUCCCUCUUGGGGCUAGAUAAUGCUGCGGUGGUACUUCUUAUGCCGUAGACUUGUUAAGUUGGGUGGCUAUUAUCAUGUAUAUCUGCCAUGUUUCGUUGGUGGUUCCAGGAUCUUUACUCCAGUUUAAUACCCUCAGUUUGGGCUGCAUGAUGUACUUAUCUGCACUGAUUUGGAUAUAAUGCAUUUAGAUUUUACAGUAUAUUAGUUUUUUUCGAUGAUGAUAUGCAACUGUAAG